This is a messenger RNA of Budorcas taxicolor (takin), 1034 nucleotides long. It is a transcript of the gene FADS6, whose product is annotated as fatty acid desaturase 6. Lineage: Eukaryota; Metazoa; Chordata; Mammalia; Artiodactyla; Bovidae. Bases 1 to 1029 code for a protein of 342 amino acids. Gene Ontology annotation, cellular component: membrane. Gene Ontology annotation, molecular function: oxidoreductase activity, acting on paired donors, with oxidation of a pair of donors resulting in the reduction of molecular oxygen to two molecules of water. Gene Ontology annotation, biological process: lipid metabolic process. The record is from RefSeq and is a predicted model, not a curated record. The transcript is spliced from 6 exons.
AUGGAGCCGGCGGGGGGCGCGCCCCGGGAGAGCGCCGGGGCCGAGGCGCUGCUGGGCGAGCUGGAGGCGCGGGUGCAGGAGGUAGUGAGGGCGAGCUCGUGGUGGGAGCGCCACGGCGUGGACUGCGCCAUCCUCGCGCUCAGCCUCUUCGCUUUGCCACCCGGGUUCCUGUGCCUGCGCUCUGACAGGCCCCUGGUCUUUGCCCUGGGCAUCACCAUCCUGGGGGUGUGCCACUACACGCUGACCGUCAAGGGCAGCCACCUGGCCACUCACGGCGCCCUCACCGAGUCCAGAGGCUGGAGCAAGGUCUGGACGCUUUUCUUUGUGGAGGUAUGCACGUCCUUCACUGCGGAGUAUGCCAAGUAUGGACACGUGAAGAUGCACCAUGGCUACACCAACGUGCUGGGCCUGGGGGACUCAAGCACGUGGAGGCUGCCUUGCCUCAACCGCUACGUCUACAUGUUCCUCGCUCCUCUCUUGAUCCCCAUCAUAACCCCGCUGGUGGCUGUGGAGCGGCUGAGAGAGGUGGAGCUCAGGACGGCCCUGCGGACACUGGGCCUCAUCUCCCUGGGCCUUUAUUCUCAAUACUGGCUGCUCCUGAAUGUGUCUGGCUUCCAGAGCCCCGGCUCGGCCCUGGCCUGCAUGCUCAUCACCAGGUCCCUGCUGGCCCACCCUUAUCUCCACGUCAACAUCUUCCAGCACAUCGGGCUGCCCAUGUUCUCCCCCGACAAGAAGCCCCGACGGAUCCACAUGAUGAGCCUGGGGGUGCUUAACCUGCCCCGGCUGCCCGUGCUGGACUGGGCAUUCGGCCACUCUCUCAUCAGCUGCCACGUGGAACACCACCUCUUCCCCAGGCUCUCCGACAACAUGUGCCUGAAGGUGAAGCCUGUGGUGUCCCAGUUCCUCCACGAGAAGCAGCUGCCAUACAACGAGGACUCCUACCUGGCUCGGUUCCGGCUGUUUCUCCAACGCUACGAGGAGUUCAUGGUGCAGACUCCUCCCAUCACAGAGCUGGUGGGGCUGCAGUGAGGGGC